Molecule: messenger RNA, 759 nt
Organism: Monosiga brevicollis MX1
Lineage: Eukaryota; Choanoflagellata; Craspedida; Salpingoecidae
Exons: 6
Coding region: 11-523 (170 amino acids)
Biological process (GO): protein folding in endoplasmic reticulum
Cellular component (GO): EMC complex
Source: RefSeq, a predicted model, not a curated record
GACGGGCACGAUGGAGCGCUGGCAGCUGGAUUACGCCUCAAUCGCCACCGUCGCGUUGACGGACGACAAGCUGCAACCAGUCGGUCUGCCUGCGGGUCCCAUUGCCAAGGAUGCUGACGGUGCGGGUGAGAGCGCCGCACAGCGCCAUGCACUCAAGCACAAGCUGGCUUGGAAGGUGGUCGAGAAGCAGGUCUAUCAAUUACCCAUGACGUUGUUUAUGAUGUACAUGAUGGGUUCUUCCAUCACCAUUUGGACAUUUGGCUUUCUGGGCUACCUCAUGUACAACCCCAUCCGCUCCCUGUUCAGCAUUAACAACGAGUUUAAACGUUUUGAGGACUCGGCCGAGGACAAUUUUUUGGUGCACAAACUGGCGUAUACCGCCGUGACUUUGGUGUACGUGGCGUUGGGGGCAUGGAAGUGUUCGGGCAUGGGACUUAUUCCCUCGUCGCAAGCAGAUUGGCUCGAAUUUAUGCAGAUUGGCGCGCCUCAGGAAAUUGCAGCUGGCAUGAUCGCCACCAAUUAGUCGUGCCACCCCUUGCCGCGUGAAGGUGCCCUACACGCACAGCCCAAUCCUUCCUACAUCACCUUGCCUCAUUUGCUUUUCCUUGGAAGGGACAUGGCGCCCCACCCCUGGUUCACCACCGUUGUACUGACGGCCGGCUGGUCGAUUGACCCAGGUGUUGACCCCCAUUUUUGUAUUCCUGUAGCGUUCUUUUUGCCCAAAAGUCUACAACAGACAAAUCGAUUCUAGUCAUGUGC